AUGGUGUGUAUACGAGGUGUGGGGAAACUGGCUCUGCUCAUUGGCUUGUGCUGGUUGUGUUCUUCUGUCCAAGGGCACCCUCUGAGUAGAAGAUCGAUCAGUGAGGUGCAGCUGAUGCAUAACGUUCGCGAGCACAAACAGGUGGUGGAGCGCCAGGAUUGGCUGCAGGUGAAGCUGAAGAACAUCCUGUCUCCCUCGCCCAACGACUCCCAGAAGGGGAAGAAGGGCAAAUACAGAACUCUGUUCCCCCUGGAGCCUCUCUCCGAUCUCACAUAAGGGGAAGAAGGGCAAAUACAGGACUCUGUUCCCCGUGGAGCCCCCCCUCCGAUCUCACAUAAGAACCCUCUCUGGACUACAUCUCUGUGCGCGUGAGAGAGACGAUGCCUGGACAAGAACAUGAACUCAAACUCAAGCACAGGGAAACUGCAUAUUUAAACUCAGUGCGUGAAACCAAGACGUUCUUAUAAACAAAAGAUUUUUUAACUGACCAUUAUUUAUUUAUUUUGUA
This is a messenger RNA of Clupea harengus (Atlantic herring), 508 nucleotides long. It is a transcript of the gene pth1b, whose product is annotated as parathyroid hormone 1b. Gene Ontology annotation, biological process: intracellular calcium ion homeostasis. Gene Ontology annotation, molecular function: hormone activity. Lineage: Eukaryota; Metazoa; Chordata; Actinopteri; Clupeiformes; Clupeidae. The record is from RefSeq and is a predicted model, not a curated record. Gene Ontology annotation, cellular component: extracellular region.